AUCACCCCCCACAGCACGGUCAGGGAAGCUGAGGUCCCUGUCUUUUCUCUGUCCGGCCGCCGCCACCUCUGCAGCAGCGUGAAUUCAUGAUCACAUGACCGUGGAUAUGGACGCAGUCCUGUCCGACUUUGUCCGCUCCACUGGGGCAGAACCGGGUCUGGCCAGAGACCUGCUGGAAGGGAAAAACUGGGAUCUCACGGCUGCUCUGAGCGACUUCGAGCAGCUGCGGCAGGUGCAUGCUGGGAACCUGUCGUACCCAUUUGGAGACGAGAGGGACUCCCACCCCCCCGAGAAGGAAGUGGCCAAAGUGGGUCGGCCCCUUCUGCACCGGCAGGAUGACGUGAUCCAAGAAAAGCGCCUUUCCAGAGGCAUCUCCCACGCCAGCUCCUCCAUCGUGUCCUUGGCUCGCUCUCACGUCUCCAGCGUAGGGGGCAGCAGCGAGCCGCUGCUGGACACUCCGCUCUGCACCUUCCAGCUGCCCGACCUCACCGUCUAUCGCGACGACUUCCGCAGCUUCAUCGAGAGAGACCUCAUCGAGCAGUCUAUGAUGGUGGCUCUGGAGCAUGCAGGCCGUCUGAACUGGUGGACGCGGGUGGGAGCCAGCUGUCAGAGCCUGUUGCCCUUGGCGACGAGCGGGGAUGGAAACUGCCUGCUGCACGCGGCCUCUCUGGGAAUGUGGGGUUUUCAUGACCGUGACUUAAUGCUUCGUAAGUCACUGUAUGCUCUCAUGGACCACGGGCAGGAACGGGAAGCUCUGCGACGGCGCUGGAGGUGGCAACAGACCCAGCAGAACAAAGAGUCGGGUCUGGUCUACACGGAGGACGAGUGGCAGAAGGAGUGGAACGAACUGCUAAAGCUGGCAUCCAGCGAGCCCAGGAUACACUACAGCACCAACAGCAGCAACGGCGGCACCGGGCUGGAGACGGCGGAGGAGCCCGUGUACGAGAGCCUGGAGGAGUUUCACGUCUUCGUGCUGGCUCACGUGCUGCGCCGGGCCAUAGUGGUGGUGGCCGACACCAUGCUGAGGGACUCCGGGGGGGAGGCCUUCGCACCCAUCCCAUUCGGGGGCAUCUACCUGCCCCUUGAAGUGCCCGCCGUCAAGUGCCAUCGCUCCCCGCUGGUGCUGGCCUACGACCAGGCUCACUUCUCCGCCCUGGUGUCCAUGGAGCAGCAGGAUAGCACCAAAGACCAAGCUGUGAUCCCCCUGACUGACUCGGAGCACAAGAUGCUGCCCAUCCAUUUCGCCGUGGACCCGGGGAGAGACUGGGAGUGGGGCAAGGAUGACACUGACAAUGUGAAACUGGCCAGCUGCCUCCCCCACCCUCACAGCGUCACGCUCUCUCUGGAGGCGAAGCUCUACCUGCUGCACAGCUACAUGACCGUCACCUGGCUGCCUCUUCCAUGUGACACACAGGCACCCUUGGCACAGCCAGAGUCCCCCUCGGCCUCCACGGGAGAAGACGCCCGCACACCCCCAGACUCGGGAGAGUCCGACAAGGAAUCCGUCUGCAGCAGCUCCAACGGGGUGGGCACUGGGGCUGGGGGUGGCGGGGGCAGCGGUAGUGCAGCUUCGAAGACAGGCGGGGGCUCGUCCAGCUCGUCCAGCUCCUCCUCUAGCUCGUCCAGCUCGGGGGGGACAGGCACGAGUGGUAAGGAGAAGGACAAAGAGAAGGGCAGCAAGGACAAAGACAAGGACAAGAAGCGGGCCGAUUCCGUGGCCAACAAGCUGGGCAGCUUCGGCAAGAGCCUAGGCAGCAAGUUGAAGAGGAACGUGGGCGGGCUCAUGACCAGCAAGGUGGGUGGAGCUGGGGGCGGAGCCAAGCAAGGAGGGGAGGGCCAAGAGAAGAAAAAGAAGGGCUCCUUAAAGGUACGCAAGGGCAGCAAGGAUGGUUCGCCGCUCGGCCCACCAGGGAGCGGGGAUUCUGGCAAGGGUUCCCCAUCUUCGGGCAGCGAGCGGCAGAACGGCGGCGGCACGGCGGAGCCCUACAAGUAUGGCACGGACGUGAAGCUGAGCCUGAGCAUCCUGCGUGCCGCCAUGCAGGGCGAGAGGAAGUUCAUCUUCGCCGCCAUGCUCACCACCAGCAACCGGCAGCCUUUCCAGGAGGAGAUGAUCCAGCGCUACCUGGUGGAUGCCGAGGAGCGGUUCCGCACAGAGCAGGAACAGCGGCGGGAGGCGGAGCGCAAGGCCAGCAUGGGGCAGCCGCCGUCCAAUGGGACACCCGUUAAGAAAGACGCGCCAGACCUGGGUUACCGUGGGUACGAGCCCAAAGAGGACCCAGCUGAUACGCUGCUGACCCCCUCCUUCACCUACUUGAAGCCGUCGGCCUUUCCUCCCUCCCCCUUCACGAUCCCCCGGCCCUCGCUAAUCGAACCUGCUCCCGGCUUGCUGACAUCACACAUACAGCCGCCCACCUACCUGGAGUCCCGGCGGCAGCUGGCCGGCGGUUCCCCAGCAUCCUACCCCGGCCUGCCGUCGUACGCUACCCUCCCCCGACACUGCCCCCUGUCACAGGACCCGCCCAGCGCCUUGCCCUCCGUAGCCAGCCCCUCCCACAGUGGUCGGAGCUUCUCCCCCUACCCGUCCGAACGGGACACCAUCGACUUCCUGGCGGAGUCCACGUGUGACGCCGGGGGCCUGGUCUACGGGGGCAGGUUCCGGGACGCCCGGUUGGGUUCGGAUGGCCGGUGUGUGCCACCACCCGUGCGCCACUACUCCCUGGGCAGUGCGGGCGGCCUGGCGAGCUUACAGCCCACUAAGUGCAAAUCUCCCAACUGCAACUUCUACGGGCACCCAGAGACGAGCCACUACUGCUCCUACUGCUACCGGGAGGAGCUGAAGAGGAGAGAGGCAGAAAUCCACCGCUUCUGAGCAGACUUGGCACUCCCUGCAUCGGCUCCUCCCCCUCCCCAUCUGGAGCCCUUUUUUGCUUUUUAUCUACCCAGGAUCCUUCUGUGCAGCCUCUUUAAGAGAAUGCAAUAAUGAUGUAAUAAAUCCCUCCAUUCUCAUUGGGUGGAACUUCGGGCCAGUCGCAGCUGGAAGAUGCUAUCCCUCUUGCUGCACACCUUCCCGUCUGAUUUUUGCAUCUGAUGGCUUCUCAGGGUGUGACCCUGGGCCCUAUCCUACCUGCACUCCUGUACAAUGGCUCAAGUCCUCUUUAAGAUGAGUCUUUUCAAAGUCAGCUGCUUAUCUGUGCUCUGCACAGUUCUUAACUAAGCCAGCUUCUGACAUUUCACCCGCAAGCUACCCUCUCUGUCUUUGUGUGUGUGUGUGUGUGUGUGUGUGUGUGUGCGUGUGUGUGUGUGUCUGUGUUUCUUGUUUCUCCUACAGAACCAAAUGGCAACUGUCUAGGAUUUUCUAACACAUCUCGUGGGCUCCACCUAGUGGAGAGAAAAAAGAAAAUGAUCAGCGUACCCACACCCAAACCAAAAUGGCAGACUUAAUUUCCUUCCCAUAUUCAUCAGUGUAUCAUGUUUUUCCAUAUGAUACUGUUACAGUGGUCGAGAUGGGCUGGCGUUCAUACUGAUUUCAUUUCAUUUUGAUAUCUGACAUUCGAAAGGUAUAUCUUGAGGUCUUUAUAAAGAUUUCCUGAUAAAUAUGCAAAUGAAAUAUGCCCAAUAAUUCAAUCUAAGGCCACUCAGGUGCUUCGGUUUCACCAGGCACGAUUCCCCAGUGUGCUGCUAUUACCUUUGAACACAUUUCUUCCUGAGCAGGAUGCACUUUGAUGACACGGUUUGCCCAGCCUCCCAACUCAGACACGUGCCCUGAGCUGCAGCCUCGGUCCACAUGCUGAGACCCUUCAUUUCAGGCACUGCUGACAAUGUCACCUUCAGUCCUGGUCAUUCACUCAGUUGUUGGUCCUGGUCCUGGUCCUGGUCCUGAUUUGCCAAAAAUGUAUUUUUAUUUCCCAAACUAAUCUGUUUCUAUAUUUUAUACCUACAUUUAUUACAUUUUAAUUUUUUUGCAUCUAAACAACUGAAUAGCAUUUUGUUGGUUUGUGCAGGCUCCAGGAAUUUAGAACUUGAAUUUGCACAAUGUUUUUACUUUGUACUGUUGGUGGGCAAUGCAGUGAGGUGUGUUCAUCUGUCUGGGGUUUACUUUCCUUUAGUACUUGGGGUACAACUGUGGCUUUGUUGAAGACCUGCAUGGGAAAGAUGGUUCUUUACUGGAGAUUUGCUACUUUUUAAAUUGUGGAGAGGAUUGUACUUAGUCUUGUUAAGAUUCGAUUUUUUUUUUUUUUUUUUUUUUGUGCUGUCCUGUAAAUUGUUUUUGUUAAAACACGUCUUGAACAAAUUUUCGCUUUGAACUUCAGAAUACUGAUUGGAUCUUAAAAUUCGACAUGGUUGUAACGUGACAUUUCUGAUGAUGUCUGUAGAAAAGUCUAUCCAGACCAACCUAUGGCGCGGUUUGCAAUCACUUUAUCCAUAUCCGUUAUACUGACAACAGUCAUGUAAAACAUCUCUUCUGUAUUCUGCAUAUAGACUUAAUGUAGACACUAAUUCUAAACAGAUUUAAGCAGUUUUUCAUGGACUGUGUGACAAGUGCCGUUUGUCAUACCUGUACAUGCUGGUCAGUGCACAACUGGGUCAAAUUCCUGGCAAAGCAAAGGGUGUCAGAUUUACUUAAUAGGUCAGCAGCCUCAUGGUUAUGUAAUCCUAAUCCCUAUUGGAUGCCAGUGAUGUAAUCUGUGGCUCUGUGUUUACAGCACCACUGUGCUGGAGAGUCAUAGUAUUUCAGUGCAGUGCAGCAAUGGUUGAGAGGGUGGUCAAAUUAGGGGGAAAGGGCAGACUUGUUUGCAGGAUGUGUUUAAAGUAUAGUAUGGAACUUGACCUAGAAUCUGCAUCUGCACUUCCAUGAAUGACCACUGGGAGACGCUUGCCGGUUUUUUGUCCCCCCAGACGUUUCAGCUGUUGAUGUGAGAAGAGUCCACUUGCUGUACCCUGAUGGCUCUGAGGAGUUUUCUGAUCAGGCUGAUGUUUCAUCGACCCAACAGUGUGCAUUGCCUGUCAUUCAGAGGACAUGCAGUACAUGGUAGACGGCUCUCGGUUGAGUAUAGUUAGGGAGACACACGAUUCAGGAACAGAUAUACAGGUGUGGUGCAGGCAGAGAGCCUCACGUUCACUGUAGUGUGUGUGUGUGUGUGUGUGUGUGUGUGUGCACGUGCAUGCGUGCUUGAGAUGUCCAUUCAGAAGCUUCUCAUGACAGAAGAACCAUAGGGAUGUGAGCUUCACAUUUAUGGGACUUCUGCUCCCAGAUCCUGAUUUAUUUUUUUUUCCCUUUACCUUCGAAGCCAGUUAAAGAGCAGAAGACUGAGGCCUGGAUUUUUUAUAAUCUGGGGAAAUAAGUGGAGUUUGCUGAUUGACCCAGUUUUACAUGGGGGGUUGUGAAUUCGGCUACUGGUAAAUCUGUUAUUAAAGUGCUUAAAGGGCCUUGGGGGAUGGGGGAGGGUUGGCAUAGAAACCCAAAGAAAACUUUUAUUGCAAAUCAAGUGACUUAAGGUGUAGUGUGGUUGAAAGAUUAUAUUUUCUUAAAGUAAAAUAUGUAAUGCUGUUGAACAAGUGUGGAUAUUUUCUGGUACAUCAAAAUAUGCAUAUUAUGAACUACAUAUUGCAAAUUACUGAAUAAUGUGUGUACAAGCAGAUCCUUCUGUACAAAAAAAGGUUUAAAUUGUCAAAAAUUCAAGUGACAACAAACAUCAUAUUAUAAUAAGUGAAAGUGUGACACAACAAUGCUGCCAGCAUAGAUUUCUAUGGUAAAUUUAAAGCACAAAAUUUGGUUCUAUUUAAAUAUGCAGUUCAUUACUUUGUUCAAUAGAUGGCAGUUUUGCAUGGUUGUAAUAGUGUGAUUAGAGCUGACCAGACGUCCUGAGGAAUUCUGUACAUUGCUGUGUUUUUACUUUUAAAAUUUUUUAUUCUGUUGAUGAAGUCCUUUUGGGAUAUUAACCCCCGGUCAUGCAAGAAAGAAUAUAAUAAAUGAUUAAUUAUCUGGUAAUUUAUAAUAAAAGUGCCCCUUAAAAUGCAAUUAUUCCAGUUUUCCUCAGAAUUGACAUUGUAUGUAAGAUGACUUUAAAAAAAAAAAAAAAAAGUAACCCAACUGUAAUUCCAAGAGUGUUUUGUGUGUGUGAGUGUUUGAGUCAGAUGUGCAACAUCUAUUCAGUACAGAAACGUUAUGAGGGUUUUGGAGAUGUGAGGGUUCCGGGCAGAAGAAGCACAAGGGCUCAGUGUGUGACUUAAGUUAUUAAAAAUGUAUUUUAUUCUUGUACAUUUGUUGUUUCUCACUACAUCUAACAGCAACUUCUCUGUUUAUUUAAAGAACCAAGAAAUUGAAAUUCUGUUUCAGUGCUUUGGACUUAAACGAUAUUUCUAACCUUUUUUUGUAAUUUUAAGAGGAGGAGGGAAGCUGUACAAAUCUGUAUCUUCAAGUUAUUUUUUUAAAUGACAAAGUUUUUCAAUGUUUUUAAAGAUUGAAUAGAAUGUAUAUUGUUGGACAUUUAAAAAGGACAAAAAAUAAGCUUGUGUUUUAAUAGCUUGGACUUGAAGUGAAAGCAAGUAUUUGGGAUGGACUCUGGCUUUUAAAUAAGUCUAACAGAAGACUCUUCAACACAAAUGUUUUCAGUGAACAAACUCCUUUGCUCAUCAAUAAUCUGACAGGCUGAACUGGUAUGAGAGUAUAUAUAUUUAUAGUAAGAUUUUUUCCACAGUUUCAGUUUUAGUUCAUACAAUGUGGGUGUUCUUUCCUGUGCGGCUCAUUGUCAAACUGACCUCUCGUGUCUAUUUUCAUCCCCGUUUAUUUUUCAAGCACAUUUUAAAUCUACUCACCACUUUAAUUGUUAAAUGUGAUGUUAAAACAUGCCAUGUCAGUAGUGAUUAUCAUAGGAAUUAACAAUGGCCAUUCUGAACAGGCAGUGUCGCAAUAUAUAUAAUUAUAUAUAUUUUUGGCUGAUAGCUUCAUCAGACUUGAAAAUGCUGAAUUUGAAUAGCAGAUUACAAGACCAUUGAGCCCUUAAUGUUGAUUGUACUAGCAAUAAAGCUUCGAAAUAUCUACCUGUUAGUGUUUAAUAACUUUCUUGUCCUGAUAGAGGUUUGAACUGUGAGGCAAUGCUGCCCGAGGGGAGAGAACACCCAGUUUACGUCCUCAAAGUGUUUUGCACCGUUUGAAUAAAUUCUCAUUUUAUUUCA
Molecule: messenger RNA, 7176 nt
Organism: Paramormyrops kingsleyae
Lineage: Eukaryota; Metazoa; Chordata; Actinopteri; Osteoglossiformes; Mormyridae
Gene: otud7b
Product: OTU deubiquitinase 7B
Biological process (GO): protein K63-linked deubiquitination; protein K11-linked deubiquitination; protein K48-linked deubiquitination
Cellular component (GO): cytoplasm; nucleus
Molecular function (GO): zinc ion binding; DNA binding; K63-linked polyubiquitin modification-dependent protein binding
Source: RefSeq, a predicted model, not a curated record